AUGGAAUCAGGUGCUGCAGCUGUUGUGGUCUCUCCUUCAUCAAAGGGGUUGAAAGAUGAGAAUGAGAAUGAGCGUAGUUUUGAUCUCAAAUUGCUGCACAAGGAAGCUGAUAUUCCCAAACAAUUCAUUUGGUCAGCUAGUCACUUAGUCAAAGGCAGUUCAGAAAAGUUGGACACACCCUUUAUUGACUUGAAAGCCAUAAAGGGUGAUGAGGCUGCCAUGGCCACUGCUGCAGAGCUUGUGAGGAAGGCAUGCAUGAAGCAUGGUUUCUUCGAAGUCACCAACCAUGGUGUCGACCUGAGUCUCAUCAAUGCUACUUAUCAAGAAUUUGACUCUAUUUUUAAGCUUCCCUUGAACAAGAAGCUUGGUGCUAGGAAGAACCCACUGGGCUACUCAUGUGGUCUUUCUGAUCGUUUCUCUUCCAAUCUACCAUGGAAGGAGAUAUUUACUUACCGAUACAACUAUCUCCAUCACUCUGACUCACAAGUUGUUGACUUCUUCAACUCUAUCUUCCAUGAAGACUUUCAAGGCAUCGGGCUGGUGAAUCAGAAGUAUUGCGAAGCAAUAAAGAAAUUAUCUAUGGAUAUUUUAGAGCUAUUGGCCAUUAGCUUGGGUGUAGAUCGCUCUCAUUUUCAAAGAUUUUUUGAAGAUUGUGAAGGAAUAGUGAGGGGAAACUCUUACCCACCAUGCAAAAACUUCAACCUCACCUUCGGUGUGGGUCCUCACUGUGAUCCAACCUCAAUAACCAUUCUUCAUCAAGACCAAGUUGGGGGUCUUGAAGUUUUUGUAGAUGGCAAAUGGCUGGCUGUUCCCCCGCGAUCUGAAACACCUGAUGCCUUUGUCAUAAACAUAGGCGACACUUUUACGGCAUUAUCAAAUGGGAUAUACAAGAGUUGCCUCCACAGGGUGUUAGUGAACGAAGAGGUGGAAAGGAAGUCUCUUACUUUCUUUAUGAACCCAAGAGGAGACAAAACAGUGCGACCACCAAAUAAUCUGUUUGAGAAUGAGGAGCAAAGGAAAUAUCCAGAUUUCAAAUGGUCGGAACUGUAUGAGUAUACGCAAAAGCGUCAAAGGGCUGAUGCGGAGACACUUCCAAAUUUUGUUACAUGGCUUCGUGCUUCCAAGCCAUCCAACUUCUAG
Molecule: messenger RNA, 1140 nt
Organism: Abrus precatorius (Indian licorice)
Lineage: Eukaryota; Viridiplantae; Streptophyta; Magnoliopsida; Fabales; Fabaceae
Product: gibberellin 20 oxidase 1-D-like
Exons: 3
Coding region: 1-1140 (379 amino acids)
Biological process (GO): gibberellin biosynthetic process; response to light stimulus; unidimensional cell growth
Molecular function (GO): gibberellin 20-oxidase activity
Source: RefSeq, a predicted model, not a curated record